Molecule: messenger RNA, 1577 nt
Organism: Amoebophrya sp. A120
Lineage: Eukaryota; Dinophyceae; Syndiniales; Amoebophryaceae
Source: the annotation of a GenBank genome assembly
CGCGUAAGUAUCCAAUAUGUUCGCACGAAACAGCAGAAUCUUUAUCUUUUGGCUUUGCUGACGGUGCGUUCUGAGAACAAGCUGAAGACGAGUCCCCACGAGCGAGUGGGUUUAACGGCGAUCUUCGGUGUCGUGUUUUCAAACUCAGUAGGGAUCACGGCUGUAAAGGCCGCAUACUUAUUUAUUCCCAGCACGAUUUUAUUGCUUUAGCGCCACAGCAUCUCUCCUCACACACCGACCACCUCCAUGGCUAGCGUCGUUUCCGGUGCUACUGGCUCCGCGGCUGGGCCGCAGGACGCGAAGAGCUCUGCUUCCUCGUCGAAUCGACGGUCCCUCGCCGACGUGCGCGCGCAACAGAGGUUACAGUCCCGGCCGCAGCUGUACGUCAAUGGCGAGGUGUAUGCAAACAUAUUUUUCGUGGGAAAUCAUCAUAUAGGGAAAUGACUUGAUGUCGCACAGGCGCUAUGACCCAGUCUCAGACUUUCAGUCGGCCUCUGUUCUUGCGUAUAUCAAGUAUGGCAAGCCAUAUUCCAUUAUGACGAUUUCCCAGUUCUUGACGCUCCCAUCAAGUAGAGUGUGGUGGAAUUUGUGCGACCAACAUGAGCCAACUGUACUGCGCGUUCCGGUUUCGCUUCAUCCGUGCGAACUGGUUCAUGCUGAAUGGCGAGGAGCGAGGGGAAACGUUCGUUUCUGACGGUCACAAUGGGAUGUGUGUCUGGAACCACCCGUUUGAUGCGCAUUUCGCGUAUUUUUUGCUUUUUUUUGGACGACGCAACAAUCAAAUUUAACCGCACCGGUGUCAGGCCGUCAGCUUGCUAAUUACUUAUUUUAGAAUCGAAAUAGUAUGAUUGCUGCUGCUGGUACAACUCGCUGACUUUGCGUUUGCGCGCAACAUACAAGAACGACUUUUCUACUGCAGCGCUCUCGCACUCGAAGGCUGGCCGCGCAUGGAGUUGGUUGUACGAGGCAAGGACGGGGACGGGCGGAACCAAGUAGCAGGGUAUGGUCAGGUGCUGGUGCCAACGAAACCCGGAUGCCACGAGCUCAUUGUCCAGUGCUGGAGGCCGCUUUCGCAGGACAAGCUGCGGCAGAAACUGCUGGGCGAAGUCCCGGAGUUAUUGGACGAAGAGAUUGACUACAUCGCGCAACCCAACAAGUCCAAGCCGGGGAUCCGAGCAGAAGAUAGCGUCGAGGUUCUCGUGCGAUUUAACGUCAGCUUGCAGGAAUUUCGACAGAAUAACUUACAUGUUGUGUGAUGAGCGACAAAGGCAUGAUGAUGCACAUGUCGUCGAGUUCUAUUAAACCUUGAUCUUCAGCAGUUUGUAUGGUACAAAUAGCGACCAACCUUUCCAAUGGUAAUGUGAGAAGGCCUGUGGCACUAGUUCUAGUAGGAUGCGGACGCGCUUUAUGUAUGUUGAAGAUCGGAAAAAUCGCGAUCGCCUCGCAGCCGAUGUAUCCAUGUCCUCUGCACGUUCUAUCAUAUCUGUGUGGUAUGCGGUGUUCUAGAACUACUUUGUCUCGGGAAAAGAACAAGAACUGAUGAAUUGACGGCCCUCCACCGUCACUCGUAUAGAAGC